GUGAAGAUUGGACGUGUUACACUGCCGGUGUGCUCCCGCCUGCUCCACACAUUAUAGUAAUGAGCUGGUCUCUUAAUCGGAAAAUUAUAAUGGGCUCUAAGCAUAGCAUUUAAGGACAGCCUUGGUAAUGCUGCACGGUGUCCUCCGUGCUGCGCCCCCUGUCUCUUGUCAUUACAUUCACGUUGCUUCUGUCAGCCUGGGCUACUCUGGUCUGUGCAUCAGCAUUACCUGGCUGCAUUUGGACUUCGGGGAUCAUUCCAAGGCAGGAUAAAAGGGACUCCUAAAGUUCUCAUAAGGGAACGCAUGAUCAGGCAAGAAUGCUGCUUCUCUCACUUCAGUUCACACACUGGGAUAGCCUGGUAUCCUCACAUACUUCUUAGCCAAGAAAAGCACGUCUACCUGUUUGUCAUUUGCAGAAAGGCUGCCUAAACAGGAGCUCACAUACAUCAUUUACGAUUCAGUGACAGAACAGGAGAUGACACUGGACUGAGGAAGCAAUUCAAGACCAGCUUGGCUAUGUCUGAAGUCGGCAGAGUUGCAAAUAAAACCUCCCAGCAGCAAACCCAGUCUAAAUCGGAAGAUUACAUCUGGAGUUACGAGUAUUACGAUUACGAGCCCGUAUCCUUUGAGGGACUAAAAGCUCACAGAUAUUCGAUUGUGAUUGGAUUCUGGGUUGGCCUUGCAGUAUUUGUCAUUUUCAUGUUUUUUGUACUCACCUUGCUGACCAAAACAGGAGCACCGCAUCAAGAAAGCAGAGAACCUUCAGAAAAGCGAUGUCGAAUGAACAGCUUUGUUGCAGACUUUGGGAGGCCACCCGAAGCAGACCAAGUGUUCUCACAUCAAGCAAAUGAAGAGGCCAGAUCACUGUUCCAUUGUUAUAUCAAUGAAGUUGACCACAUGGAAAGGACAAAGCACUCAAAGAAGGCUACAAAUCUGGAAGACAAUGACUUGCAUAUACAAGAGCCUCACAGGCACUGCAAGCUUGAUGAUAUGGCCUGUCUAACGAAAUUCAAUAUCCCUAACUUUGUUGUAUCAGACCAGUGCUCAUCCGUGUCUGAUGAUGACCUCCUGAUCUAUGAGCCACCAAUCACUUUAGAAAAGCAAACUAUAAAAGAUGCAUGAGAAGACAGUAUGGAAGAGAUCACUAUAUAAUUUGCUUUCAUAAAGCUGCUUUGCCAGACUGAAAGCAGUUCACCAUAUUUACACAUAUUAUUAGUGAUGAGUUAUGAAAAAUGCCCGAGCAUAAAAUCAUGAAAUCAAAAAAGACAUACUAAAGUCGCAUACAGAAGGAAAGAUGUUAAACCUGAAAAUACUGUUCCUUGUAAAUACUUGCAAUCAUCAACUAUGUACUUUGUGCUUGAUGGUGGGGCUUGCCAUCAUGGCCCUAUGCAGUUAGAAUGACACAGGAGUACAACUUAGUCCACUGUUGUUGUUUUGCUGCAUAUGUUGACUACUACACAUUCACGAGUCCAGCAACCAUCUGUCAUAGAUAUUUGUGUGUACCAUAACAUCAGUAGACCUUGUGCAGAAUUAGAUGUAUAUUACAAGAGUGAUCAUGUGCUGUACAUUCAUCACUGCAUUAGUGUAGUUAUAGUUUAUGUGGGAUAAAGGAAAAUGUGAUGACCCUGUACUAAGUAUUUAAGGUAAUUUCACUGUAUAUCAUGAUGAUAUACUCGAGUCUGGUGAGAGGUAUGUAUGACUGUCUCUUUCCCUUAUCCAUCUCCUGUAUUUUGAAAUGUCAAACCUCUCUACUGAAGGAGAGCCUACCGCUUUGAUGUUAAUUAACACUUGUCAAAAAUAAACAUGAUAAAUUGCUAUCAACAAAUGUUUUACAUGAUCCGUUAAGAGGAAAACCAACAAACUAUAUAUAUAUAUAUAUAUUUACAUAUAUUUACAUAGAUAGAUAGAUACAGAUAUAUGGGUCUACUUUGGAUAAUUGAAAAUCCAAAAUGCAGAAAACACUUGCCCAGCAUGAGGAAUCAUGCCCUUUCCCCCACUGUAGUGUGAUCCCAGAGUUGGUAUAUAUAGGUAGGUGGGGUAUGGGUGGCAUAGCCCACCACCUAGGUGUGUUUUAAAUAGUGUAGUGUGUUUUACUGUAGUGUUGGUAAGUGUUUAUUUGCCCUGGGAAUACUUACACGGUUCGGUACUUUCAUUGUCUUGAUUCUCAUGUCAGCCUUUUUGUCUUCAGGGUUUUGGAUUUUCACUUAUCCAUACACACACACACACACACACACACACACACAC
Messenger RNA from Protopterus annectens (West African lungfish), 2244 nucleotides. It is a transcript of the gene MRAP2, whose product is annotated as melanocortin 2 receptor accessory protein 2. Gene Ontology annotation, biological process: protein localization to plasma membrane; regulation of adenylate cyclase-activating G protein-coupled receptor signaling pathway. The transcript has 4 exons. NCBI's taxonomy places the organism in Eukaryota, Metazoa, Chordata, Ceratodontiformes, Protopteridae. Gene Ontology annotation, cellular component: plasma membrane; endoplasmic reticulum. The coding region runs from base 517 to 1122 and encodes 201 amino acids. The record is from RefSeq and is a predicted model, not a curated record. Gene Ontology annotation, molecular function: type 3 melanocortin receptor binding; signaling receptor regulator activity; type 1 melanocortin receptor binding.